This is a messenger RNA of Staurois parvus, 353 nucleotides long. Lineage: Eukaryota; Metazoa; Chordata; Amphibia; Anura; Ranidae. The record is from the annotation of a GenBank genome assembly.
UCACCGGGUCCCGGCCAAAAAUUCACCACUGGCACCCAGCGAUUGUUGGGGGGGAAAGCUGACAGGGGAGACUUCAAGGAUUUUCUGCUUUGUAUUUCUCUGCACAGCAGAGAAAUACAAAGCAGCAUGUCUCCUACUAAAACACACACACACACACUACAAUGUAAAACAGCACACAUCACACAGUUAACCUUUUGAUCGCCCCUCAUGUUAACCCCUUCCUGUUCAGUGUCAUUAGUACAGUCUCAGUGCUUUUUAUUAGCACUGAUCACUGUAUUAAUGUAAUUGGGAUGUCAGUGGCAGGUAAUAAGUUCCCACCCAGUGUCAGAAUGCCUGCCGCAGUCCCGCUAAAA